AUGUUUGCGUGGAGAAGCAUAAGAGGUGCAAUUGCUACUCGUGAGAAUCUCGCUAGAAGAGGUAUGGAGGUGGAUACUAGGUGCCUAAUAUGUGGGGACGAAAUAGAGAGUACUCUGCAUAUGGUUGCAAAAUGUGAAGAAGCUAGGCUGAUUUGGUAUACCUCACCUUUGCGUUUGAAGGCUGAAAAUUAUGAUGGGAGCAAUUUUAGGGAGUGGUGUCUUUCGGUUCAUAAGACUUGCAAGGACUUGAGCUGGUGGAGUUUGUUUUGGAGCAUUGCUUGGGGAAUAUGGCUUCGCAGAAAUGGCUGGACUUUCUCAAAAAAAUUGAUGGUUGUGCAGGAGGUUAUAGGCAGGGCAGCGAGCCUUAUUGGUGAGUUCAAUCUCGCAAAAGAAGUGAGCAGCAUCAACCCUCCUGCAAUGGUGCUUGACGCCACAUGGAAACCCCCUCCUCUUGGUAUGAUAAAGGUUAAUUCUGAUGCGGCGAAGAUCUCCAACUCUGCUGUUGGUUUCGGAGGAGUGAUGUGUGACAAUGUAGGGGAUGUAGUUGUGUCUACAUGUUUGAAGAUGGAAGGGGCUUUCGAGGUAGACGUGAUGGAAGCCAUGGCUAUGCGUCAUGCUCUUCAGAUUACGUUAGAGUCGGGCUUCUCGACCAUUUGCUUGGAGACAGAUUGUCUGAAGCUUUUCUCACAUUUGAAGAAGGCAACGAUCACUUCUAAUGCCUUUGGGGUGAUUGUUAAUGAUAUACUUAAUCUCUCUCGCUCAUGUCAAGUGUGCUCAUUCUCUUUUGUGAAGCGUACAGGCAACCAAGUGGCUCAUAGCCUAGCUAAGCUAUGUAAUAUUUACUCUGAUCUUAGAGUGUGGCUAGAGGAUUACCCAUAUGAUGUAACUCAAUUUGUUUUGGCCGAUUUGAGCCACUUUGUUGCUUAA
Molecule: messenger RNA, 927 nt
Organism: Chenopodium quinoa (quinoa)
Lineage: Eukaryota; Viridiplantae; Streptophyta; Magnoliopsida; Caryophyllales; Amaranthaceae
Exons: 1
Coding region: 1-927 (308 amino acids)
Molecular function (GO): RNA-DNA hybrid ribonuclease activity; nucleic acid binding
Source: RefSeq, a predicted model, not a curated record